GAAGGAGCGUGAGCCGGCAUAGACGAACAUGACAGCUCCGAAAGGAUGCUGGGGCGCCGGUGAGGGGAGGUUUGCCUGCCGGAGGAUGGGGUGCGCGGGGGCGGGCUGCCUGGCCGCGCUGGCAGUGCUCUGCGGGGCUCUCGGGGAUGCUCCCAGCAGAGGCAUCAAAUGCGGGGGGGUGCUCUCAGCACCUUCCGGCAAUUUCUCCAGCCCCAACUUCCCGGGGCCGUACCCCUACGAGACAGAGUGCACAUGGCUGAUCGUGGUGGCCGAGGGCUCCUCCGUCCUGCUCUCCUUCAGCCACUUCGAGCUGGAGUACCACGCCGCCUGCGCCUACGACUACCUCCAGGUCUACAACGGGGCUGCCCGGGACCAGGGCAACCUCCUGGGCACCUUUUGUGGCCACAGCCCCCCGCCACCCUUCUCCUCCGCCUGGCACGUCAUGGCCGUCGUCUUCCGCUCCGACCGCCACGUGGCCAAGCGUGGCUUCGCCGCUGCCUACCGGAAAGAUGCCUGCGGUGGGCAGCUGACGGGGCUGUCCGGGGAGAUCACCAGCCCCCGCUAUCCCGAGAGCUACCCCAACGAUGCCGAGUGCCGCUGGAGCAUCGGGGGGACUGGCAGUGGUGGCCCCCUCACCCUGGUGUUCGCCGACUUCCAAGUGGAGGGUGGCGAGGGCUGCGGCUUCGACUAUGUGGCCCUUUUUGAUGGCCCUACCGCCGCCGCCCCCCGCCUGGGACGCUACUGUGGCAGUGCCCGUCCACCCCGCACCGUCUCCUCCACCCCGUACCUCCUCGUCCUCUUCAAGUCAGACUUCAACAUCGGCGGCAGGGGCUUCAAGGCCCAUUUCUACUCGGGCGAGUGCCAGGAGGUGUUCACCACCAUCAAAGGGAAUUUUUCCAGCCCUCGGUACCCCAGCUUUUACCCCAACAACCUCAAGUGCCAGUGGAGCAUCCAGCUGCCCCCAGGCUACCAGGUCAAGGUCUUCUUCUUGGACAUGGAGCUGGAGGGCCGGAGCAGCCUGACGGGUGGCUGUGACUAUGACCAUCUGGCCGCCUUUGAUGGUGGCACCGAGAACGGGUCCCUGCUGGGGCGGUGGUGCGGGCGGGAGAACCCGUCACCCGUCACCUCCCGUAGCAACCAGCUGCUGCUGGUCCUCCACACCGACCGCAACACAGCCAAGAGGGGCUUCUCCAUCGCCUACGUGGGAGUUGUGCCCAUGAACGUCAGCUGCACCCGGACGGACUUCCACAUCCAGAUCCCCGUGCAGUCCCUGGCCCAUCUGGAGAGGAAUAGGAUUUAUCUGGGGACCCCAUCCUGUGCAGCCCAGGUGGUUGGCAGGAACUUUAAAAUACACACCAGGUUUGACACCUGCGGCACCGAAUCCCAGAAACGCAACAACACGUCCGUCAUCGUCAGCACCCUCUACAUCGAUUUUUCAGUGGGCGACCAGGAGGACAUCCACCAGUAUGAGGUGCAGUGUGAGCCGAAGAGGAAGGAAGCCUCGGUGACCCUCAUCGCCGGCCCCGACCCAUCCAGGCUCAGCCAGGCAGAAAACCUGGUGGAUGCCCAGCAGCGGGAGGGGGGAGCGACGGAUGCCCGUGAAACCAAGAGCCAAGACACCAGCGACAUCGUCUUCAUCAGCAUCUGCAUUCUGGCCGGGCUCCUCAUGGUCAUCGCGGUGGUGGGGCUGGUGCUUCUGUAAGAUGCUGCUCCCCAGAUCUCCAGGGCUUGCAAUCCCAGCCCUGCCCAGGGUGGAAAUCACCCCAAAAUCCAUCCUCACCCCGGGCUGAGCACUAACACAGCUGCUCAAACAGAGACACGGCUCCCAGGCCCCGAAACUGAGCCUGAACCCAACCUCCACCUCCUCCCAGCGCCUGAAAAAUCUGGGCAAUAGGCAGACACUUCCCUUCCCAAUUUGUUUUCCUCUGUCUCAAUCUGUCCAUUUGGCUCGGGAAUACAAUUCUUGCGCUUCCUAACUCUUCCCGCACCUGCUUCAAUUUGUUUUCCCUCUGGUGCUGCUGCUUUCAGGAAAGUAACGUUGUUUGCCGAUGGCUGAAAAUCCUCCUGUCAAUUAUUUUUAUCUGGAUUCUUGAAGGUACAAACCAUCCUCAAAUAUAGCGAUAUUCCCAACAAAUAUUUUCCGCUCUCCCACCUGUGCUCGAGGGGGUA
Chroicocephalus ridibundus (black-headed gull) is the source of this 2169-nucleotide messenger RNA. It is a transcript of the gene CDCP2, whose product is annotated as CUB domain containing protein 2. The transcript has 7 exons. The record is from RefSeq and is a predicted model, not a curated record. Lineage: Eukaryota; Metazoa; Chordata; Aves; Charadriiformes; Laridae. The coding region runs from base 29 to 1702 and encodes 557 amino acids.